AUGGCCUCAGAUCAAAUCACAGUUGCAGCCCUGGGUCGACCUUUCACCCUAGGAAUGCUCUACGACGCUCGGAAAGAUGAACUGAUCCCAGGUAUGACAUUGUGGGAAGAGAAAACUCUAGAAGAGCACACUACUGAAAAUCUUCAGCACAGCAGUGAUUUUGUCAUUUCUGCAUCUGACUCCAUUGAAUCCAAGUCCUCUCUGCUGGAUAUUGAAGCUUCUCUGAGGGCCAGUUUCCUGUGUGGACUGGUUGAAGUUGGAGGAUCUGCCAAGUAUCUGAAUGAUGAGAAGAAAUUCAAGAAUCAGAGCAGAGUGACAGGUCGGUUCAAAGCUACUACCAGCUUCAAGCAGCUGUCAGUGAAUCACCUUGGAGCCGUGAAAACCCAAGACAUGGAUGUCAUUAAGAAGGGCAUGGCAACACAUGUCGUCACAGGCAUUCAGUAUGGGGCAAAUGCUGUCUUUGUGUUUGACAGUGAGAAGUUAGAAGACAACAGCGUUCAGGACAUCCAGGGCAGCAUGGAAGCUGUGAUAAAGAAGAUCCCGUCAUUUGAUGUUAAGGGAAGAGUUGACAUCAAACUGACUGAUGAGGAAAAAACCCUGACCAACAAAUUCUCCUGCAAAUUCUACGGAGACUUCAUUCUUGACAGCAACCCUGCCACAUUCGAAGAUGCAGUGAAGACCUACGUACAACUCCCACAGCUACUGGAAAAAAAUGGAGAGAACAGCGUUCCAGUGAAGGUCUGGCUGAUGCCGCUGAAGAAUUUUGAUCUGGAAGCUGCUGAUCUGAUGUGUGAUAUCAGUGUUGGACUGGUGUGGAAGGCACAGGAUGCUCUGGAAGAUUUAAGGGAAAUGAGAAUGAGAUGCAACGAUUCUCUAGAAGACAGAGUGGUAGAGAACUUUCCACAGAUUCAAGAAGGGUUACGCACUUUCCAAAAAUUGUGUGGCUAUUAUGAGUCUAACCUCCAGCAGACCAUGGCAAAGAAACUCCUAGCCAUCCGUGAAGGGAAAGAAGAUGAGAGCUCUAUAGCGCAACUCUUUGAAGACAGAGACAAGUCACCAUUCAGUCAUGAAAAACUAAGCAAGUGGCUGCUUCAUAAGGAGAGAGAGAUCAACGUCAUCAGAUCCUCUGUGGAUAUGAUGAAGGGAAUAAAGAUCGUCCCAAAUCAGUCAGGGCUGGACAGAGAGGUUCUCGCACCAGGUGUAGAUGAUGCUUUGUGCUUCGUUUUCACCUCCCUGGGCAGCAUCGAUCCCUGCCUUGAUGUGUUGACCAACUACCUGAACUCACCUGAAUUGAGCAUCACCAAUGAAGACCCGUGGUACUUCUCCGAUGAUGUUUUCAUCAGAAUGAGAGAAAAAGCCAAAGAUUUCCAUGAUCUUGCCAAAGCACAGAAGAAAAACAAACGAUUCCGGUUCCUUGUAGCAGCCAUUGCAAAUGAGAAAUACAAAGGAGCAACCAUCUAUCGUUACAAGGAAGGCAUCCUGGACACUGAAGACUUUUCAAAGCCCGAACUGCCUGAAGUGGAGACCAUCACAGACAGAAGAGAUCUGAUCUGCGGGAUGACAUGCGGAGAAUGGCAGACAUAUCCCGAUUGCCAGGAGAGGUUUGAUGUACAUACUCAGGUUUUGUGCUACGAGAGCUUAAACAGGCGCCAUUACUGGGAGGUUGAGUUUAGUCAGUGUCCUAAGGAAUCUAAUUAUGUAGCUGUGGCAUACAAGGAGAUUGAAAGAAAAUCUGGCAGUUCAAGGGCUGAGUUUGGAAAUAAUACCGUAUCGUGGGCUUUUGGCCAGUGUGCAUCACCUCACAAACACCUACUUAGAGCAUGGCACAAUGGGGAGGUGUGGCACACUCCUUUUCCCUCUGGUGGCUGCAGCAGAGUUGGGGUCUAUCUGGACCAGCCUGCUGGCACUCUGUCCUUCUACAAGGUCUCUUCUAACACACUGAGCCACUUAUACACCUUUCGCACCACAUUCACUGAGCCUGUUUACCCAGGCCUCUGGGUUUAUCAUACAAACAACUUCGGGUACCUGCGUCCAGUAGAGUAAGAGCAAGUAUGGAGACUUGUUAGAGUCUAGGUCUGUUGAUAGGAAUAUGGGUUUACAUUUAAAGUUUAAAGAGCAACUUAACACCCCAUUUUAGCUUUAAUGUGCUUCACAAAGUAAAAAAAAAAAUACAUUAAAACCCAGACGGACCAGAAUAUAAUCAAUAUCAAUAUCAAUAUCAAUAUGAAGCUGACCUUAUUAAACGAAGCACGUCAAAAGGCACAACAAUGACAAUGAAUGCAAGACCUUCAGAAAAUAUCUUGCAGCAUUCACAGACAAACACUUGUCUUUAUCUGGACACAUUUUCCCCACAAAUACAACAUGCUAACGUUUUUAGCACAAGCCUAUGGCAUUUUACAUUAUAUAAAUUAGCCUAGCAGCUAGUGAACCUUUCCUCUACUCAUAUAAAGCCAGGGACAACAGCAACAUUUAACAAAGGUAACGUUACAAAAUUUGGCUCUAUUACAGCUCACAAGGUUCACUGACAAAACAACUGUCUUAUACUAAAUAUGUUUUCCAAACAAAUAUAACAUGCUAACGAUAUUAACACAAGCCUAUAGCAUUUUACAUUGUAUAAAUUAGCCUCGGGGAGAUUUCCUCUGCUCAUAUGAAGCCAGGAUAAAUCAUACACAAGACUUAAAAUGCUAUUUUUUGGAGGCUUUAUUGUCUUCACAAUUUAUUGUUGUUGGUUUGUUUGUUUUUUUUACACAUUCUUGAGAAUUAGGACAAGACCUUAUUUGUUGGAGUUUUUAUUUUUUAUUUUUACUCUUCAGUUAGACUGGGGGGAAAAAAAUAUUUUAAAAGAUCAAAGUCUUGACUAUCAAACCUUAUAAUGAGCCAACCUCCCAGUGAUUUAAUUUUUCUUGAAUAGCAUACAUAAUGGGUGUCAGAGGUAAAAAUCUGAUUGAGCUAGCAUCAUAUGCAUUAAGCAAAAAGUUGAUACAACUUUUAAUGAAUUCAUUUAAUGAAUUUAAAAAAAAAAAAGCUAACCAGUGCUUGAGCAGCAUUCCUGCCUUUUUGAAAACCAGUAAGUGAGACAGGCGUCUUCGGGAUAUAACUGACAUUUUCAUACCUGAUUAAAUUAUGUUUUUGUAGAAAUCUGACGAACUGGAACACAUCUUUAAAGAGACAACAUUUUCAUGAAAAUAUAAUAUAUUUUAAAACAAAGAUGAUUAUAGCAGUACAUUUUUAGACAGUUGUUGUCAGUACAUAGUGUUAUUUUUAGAUUUUGAAGCCUUUUAAUACAUUUUUUAAUUGUUUGAAUUCUCGUCUAGGGCAAGGAUGUAUUCUGGCACAUAGCAAGUAAAAAAAAUAAAAGCAGAUCAAAGUAUUUUAGAAAUCAAAUUUGUUUUUUACAUAAAAAAUGUUUGAAAUUUGUAUGUUGAAAAAAUGGGUGAAAAUACUCAUUAAGGAGCUGGGCCAUAUUUUGCUGUCCAACAACCGGACAGACAGUAAAUGACAAAGACACACAUACUUGUUCUUCUAUCUUUGUGAGGACCCUCAUCAACAUAAUGCAUUCCCUUGCCCCUAACCCUAACCUUAACCAUCACAACUAAAUGCCUAACCCUAGACCCCCUAACCCUUAUCUGACCUAAGGACCAGCUAAAAUGUCCUCACUCUGUACACACACACACACACACACACACACACACACACUAUAUGAUUAAUAUGAAUCAAUGUUAAUGUUGUGUUAAUGUUACUAUAAUUGUGUUCUGACAAAUUUUAUUUUGAUGCUUUUGGCAGCAUUGUUAUAGAAACUUUCAUGCCAGUUAAAUCCUUUGUAUUGAUUGAUAAAAUCAAAAAUGUAUUUACACACCUCGUGUGUUUGUGCAAAAAUACAAUGUAAUGGCAUUAAAAUAUAUUUUAGGUGUUGGUAUUUUAGAAAUGUGCUUUAUAUCAUGUUAUACUUGCAAUAGUGGGUUUAUGUAAUGGAAACUAAUUCAGUUAUUGUUAAACUGUUGAUUGAUUUGUUGAAUUCAUUAUCUAAUCAUUCCUUAUUAUGUGCAGUUAUUUCACGGCUGCAUUUCUUUCUUUGCAUUGAUUUACAGACAUAUUAACUGACUAGUGUGGUGUGUCUCUCCUCUGAUGACUUCAUGAUUUCAGGCUUUGUGCA
Epinephelus fuscoguttatus (brown-marbled grouper) is the source of this 4153-nucleotide messenger RNA. Its product is annotated as neoverrucotoxin subunit beta-like. Gene Ontology annotation, molecular function: protein binding. Lineage: Eukaryota; Metazoa; Chordata; Actinopteri; Perciformes; Serranidae. The record is from RefSeq and is a predicted model, not a curated record. The coding region runs from base 1 to 2043 and encodes 680 amino acids. The transcript is spliced from 3 exons.